AUGAACGACGCAGAUGUAUCCAAGCAGAUCCAACAGAUGAUUAGAUUCAUUCGGCAGGAGGCCGAGGAGAAAGCUAAUGAGAUACUUGUCUCCGCCGAGGAGGAAUUCAACAUCGAGAAACUGCAACUAGUUGAAUCUGAAAAGAAAAAGAUCAGACAAGAGUAUGAACGUAAACAGAAGCAGGUGGAAGUUCGUAAGAAAAUUGAGUACUCAAUGCAGCUGAAUGCAUCCCGUAUCAAAGUUCUUCAAGCACAAGAUGAUGUGGUAACUGCUAUGAAAGAUUCUGCGAGCAAAGGGCUUCUGCGUGUCUCUGAUGACCGGAGUGCAUAUAAAGAACUUCUCCAAGGCUUGAUUGUUCAGAGUUUACUUCGACUGAAGGAGCCAUCGGUGUUGUUGCGAUCUAGAGAGGUCGAUGUUGCACUCGUUGAGUCUGUUUUGGAUGCAGCAAAGAAAGAGUAUGCAGUGAAAGCAAAAGUACAUGCCCCAAAAGUAGUCAUUGACAAACGUGUGUUUCUUCCACCGGCUCCAAGCAGUGCAGACUCCCAUGGUCCCUCCUGCUCCGGAGGGGUUGUCCUAGCUUCACAAGAUGGAAAGAUUGUCUUUGAGAACACUCUGGAUGCCCGAUUGGAUGUUGUUUUCUGGCAGAAACUUCCUGAG
Ilex paraguariensis (yerba mate) is the source of this 657-nucleotide messenger RNA. NCBI's taxonomy places the organism in Eukaryota, Viridiplantae, Streptophyta, Magnoliopsida, Aquifoliales, Aquifoliaceae. The record is from the annotation of a GenBank genome assembly.